AUGAACGAACCUACAUUUAAACUUCCUGAAAUAAUCGAUAAUGAUAGUGGGUGGGGUCCCUCACCCGCAAUGUUACCGGAGAAGUUCCGAGAUAUACCGUAUGCUCCAUAUAGUAAAGCUGAUAAAUUAGGAAAAAUUGCUGAUUGGUCUACUCCGGAACAGAAAGAAAAAGAAUCUUCCGGGAGGCAGAGAGCAAAUUACAGGAAUUACCGUGAUCAGUAUACAGCGUAUGGUUAUGGUGUAUCCAGUGCCUUUGUUUAUACACACGCCGAAGACGAAGCUUCGUUCUCAGUGGUUGAUAAUCGAUCAACUGCUCAAAAGAAAGCCUCAUCAUAUAGAGCUGCUGGUGGUACAAAGGGUCGAACAGGUGCAAGAGGACAAGCAUCUCGGAAUCCCAGGAAUGGACAAUUUCAAAGAUAUGGUAAUCAAAAUCGGAAUUCACCUGGGGGUAGAACGAAUACCACUGCUCUCCGGAGACGAUACGGUUGGAAAGAUUAUGACAAGCCCCAGCGUGCAAGAGAUGCUUCGGUUAAAGUGGGACCGGAAUGGAAAGUUCUUGAAGAGAUUGAGUUCAGUCGGUUAUCCAAACUUAAUUUGGAUGUAGAUGAUGGUGAAGAUUUAUCUUCACAUGGAUUUUUGUAUUUUUACGACAAGAAUUACGAUCUUGUUCGAACAAAAAGUGAAAGAUUAUUACUUCCUAACGAGAAAGUUCGAUUCUUUAUAACUACUUCCAAGGAUCCUAUUAUUGAACAACUUGCAAGGGAUAAUGAAGCUACGGUUUUCGCCACUGAUUCUAUUCUAAGUUUACUUAUGUGUGCACCAAGAUCUGUAUAUCCUUGGGAUAUUGUUAUUAAUCGUAUAGGAAACAAGUUGUUCUUUGAUAAACGAAGUAACGGUGUUUAUGAUUAUAUAACCGUUAAUGAAAAUUCUGCCGAUCCUCCGCUUGAAACCGGAGACAAGGAUAAUAUUAAUUCCCCUACCACGUUAGCAUUGGAAGCAACCUUAAUCAACCAUUAUUUUGCCUUACAAGUAGUAAAUGAGAAUGAAAAACAUGAAUUUGAAAAACCGAAUCCAUUUAUUAAUUCUCCAGAGGAUGCGGAAGAAAUGGCACCAUGCUCUUAUCGAUAUCGUAAAUUUGACCUCAGCAUUAAUGAAGACGAGGAGGUUUCAAUUAUUGUUCGUACACAACUUGAUUCUGCUAUAAAAGCUCCAACGGGUGGGGUUUCUUUCCUAACGAUUAAAGCUUUGAAUGAGUUUGAUCCUAGAGCUCAAGGAGCUGGUGGGGCUUUGGAUUGGCGACAAAAAUUGGAUACCCAAAGAGGAGCAGUUGUUACAACUGAAAUGAAAAAUAAUAGUUGUAAAUUAGCACGUUGGGCAGUUCAAAGCAUUUUAGCCGGAGCUGAUCAAAUGAAAUUAGGAUAUGUUUCUCGUGCUUCUCCAAAGGACAAUCAAAAACACGUUAUAUUGGGUACCCAAAUGUAUAAACCGCGUGACUUUACAGCCCAAAUGAAUUUGUCCGUUUCAAAUGGAUGGGGAAUUGUUAGGACUAUCGUUGAUUUGUGUAUGAAAUUACCAGAGGGUAGAUAUGUGUUAAUUAAAGAUCCUAAUAAACCGUUAAUUCGUUUAUAUGGUGUUCCUGCUAAUACAUUUGAUGCGGAAGAUGAUUCAGCACUUGAUGAUGGUGAUGAAGUAGAGGACGAAGAGGAAGAAGUUUUGGAAAAACCAACCACUAACAGCGAAUUAUAA
This is a messenger RNA of Funneliformis mosseae, 1746 nucleotides long. NCBI's taxonomy places the organism in Eukaryota, Fungi, Glomeromycota, Glomeromycetes, Glomerales, Glomeraceae. The record is from the annotation of a GenBank genome assembly.